CACGCAGACAGAAGCACAGAUCCAUCAUUGCGCUUUUAAACGCGAUAUAUUUAUAAAAUCAUCUCUUGUAAUGGAGAACUGCUGUCGGUAACCGGAACGGGACCGAAUGUAGAAACGUUAAGCGGCUUUUUUUUAACCAUUCUUCAAAACAGGCAAAAUGUCCGGCGCGGAUCGGGAUGUAUCGCGGGGUUUUUGCCGUGUUAUCCGCUGAUUGUGUUUGGAAACAGAGAGAUUCACGCGCGCCAAAAACACUGACAGAGUUGGAUGUUGGUGUUUCUCUGAACAGCUGAAGGACAAACUGACUGAUAUUUGUAUUGUUUAUACUCAGCGAUAUAAAGUGCAGGUCAGGAUGUUUGACUGUAUGGAUGUGUUAUCGGGACACAUGCUGGAGUUUUACUCGUCCAGUCGCUCGUCAUGUAUGUUACAGGAGAAAGCGCUCAGCGCGUGCUUCAGCUGGCAGCACCGAAGCUCCAAACACUCCAUUGAGACUCAAAGCACCAGUUCUGAGGAGUUGGUGCCAAGCCCUCCCUCUCCUCUACCCCCUCCCCGUGUCUACAAGCCCUGCUUCGUUUGCCAGGACAAGUCCUCAGGGUACCACUAUGGUGUCAGUGCAUGUGAAGGCUGCAAGGGUUUUUUCCGCAGAAGUAUCCAGAAGAACAUGGUGUACACAUGCCACAGAGAGAAGAACUGCAUUAUCAACAAAGUGACGCGAAACCGCUGUCAAUACUGCCGACUACAGAAGUGCUUCGCAGUGGGAAUGUCCAAAGAGUCUGUUCGGAAUGACAGGAAUAAAAAGAAGAAGGAGAUUCCGAAGCAGGAGUUGGCUGAGAGUUAUGAACUGACAGCAGAACUGGAGAACAUCAUUGAGAAGAUACGAAAAGCUCAUCAGGAGACGUUUCCUUCUCUCUGUCAGCUGGGCAAGUACACCACAAACUCCAGUGCAGAUCACCGUGUGCGUUUGGAUCUGGGUCUGUGGGAUAAGUUCAGUGAACUGGCCACUAAGUGCAUUAUUAAAAUCGUCGAGUUUGCCAAACGAGUUCCUGGUUUCACUGGACUCACCAUGGCCGAUCAGAUCACACUGCUCAAAGCCGCCUGCCUCGACAUACUGAUCCUGCGUAUCUGUACACGUUACACCCCUGACCAGGACACGAUGACGUUCUCCGACGGUCUUACGCUAAACCGCACACAGAUGCACAAUGCCGGCUUCGGUCCGCUCACGGAUCUGGUGUUCACCUUCGCCAACCAGCUCCUACCCAUCGAGAUGGACGAUACGGAGACGGGACUGCUGUCCGCCAUUUGUCUCAUCUCUGGAGAUCGUCAAGAUCUAGAAGAGCCCUCAAAAGUGGACCAGCUGCAGGAGCCCCUGUUAGAGGCACUGAAGAUCUACGUGAGAAAGCGGCGACCCAGCAAACCACACAUGUUCCCCAAAACCCUCAUGAAAAUCACAGACCUGCGCAGUAUCAGUGCUAAAGGUGCCGAGCGUGUGAUCACUCUGAAGAUGGAGAUCCCUGGAUCCAUGCCUCCUCUGAUCCAGGAGAUGCUGGAGAACUCUGAGGGUCAGGACGGGCAAAACUCCUCAGAGCGGAACGGCUCGGGUAAGACCGGCAGCGGCUCCACAGAGCUCAAACCCUCGGCCCCCUCCCUGGAGCCCACAGAUGGAUCUGGGGCCGGUUCCUCCAGUGAGGAACCCUAGAAUCGGGCGGAACCUCAGACUAUCAGAUGUUCCUUUGCACAGUGCAGGUGAACUGGAGGUGGACCUCUCCAGCGUGUUUGAUUUCUGCUUGAUUUUUUCCGCCCCGUUUCCUGCUUUAAGAACAGAUAUUGGCCUAAAGGACCAGCUGGUGUAUAAUCAAAAAACAUGAUUGAAGAAUCAAGUUCUACUGCGUCAACACCUGUGACACAUGUGAAGCUCCUCAGGUCUCCUGUAUGGAUUUCUUCAUUUGCAUGAUAAGCUCUUACUUUAUUAGAGUGAAUCUCACCAAAACAUGUCUAAGGUACAUUUAAUGCCAAAAUUGAAAGAAAAAAACGAAUUAUGUUGCAUAUAUAAUUUUGCAUAAAGAACAUUAAACACCUGUUUUAGUUCUACUAAGAUUUCUUUUGCUAUUGGCAUUGUGACAUUAUUUUCACUAA
Xyrauchen texanus (razorback sucker) is the source of this 2130-nucleotide messenger RNA. RefSeq names its product retinoic acid receptor beta-like. Bases 350 to 1693 code for a protein of 447 amino acids. The record is from RefSeq and is a predicted model, not a curated record. Gene Ontology annotation, cellular component: transcription regulator complex; nucleus. The transcript has 8 exons. Gene Ontology annotation, biological process: regulation of transcription by RNA polymerase II; retinoic acid receptor signaling pathway; cellular response to corticotropin-releasing hormone stimulus. NCBI's taxonomy places the organism in Eukaryota, Metazoa, Chordata, Actinopteri, Cypriniformes, Catostomidae. Gene Ontology annotation, molecular function: nuclear glucocorticoid receptor binding; zinc ion binding; nuclear receptor activity.